Coccinella septempunctata (seven-spotted ladybird) is the source of this 285-nucleotide messenger RNA. Its product is annotated as ice-structuring protein 4-like. NCBI's taxonomy places the organism in Eukaryota, Metazoa, Arthropoda, Insecta, Coleoptera, Coccinellidae. Bases 1 to 285 code for a protein of 94 amino acids. The record is from RefSeq and is a predicted model, not a curated record. The transcript has 2 exons.
AUGUUUAAAUAUAUCGCUCUAUUCGUCAUCAUUGGAUGUGCCGUGGCUAACCCAGAGCCGGAGGCUAAAGCUGCUCCUGAAGCUAAGGCUGCACCAAAACCAGGCGUGAUUGCUGGCCCGGCUUUAGCUUACACCGCUGCCUAUGCUGCCCCAUUGGCUUACAGUGCAUACAGCACUCCAUUAGCUUACAGUGCAUUUGGAGCUCCUGUUGUUUCGCCCUAUGCUGCAGCCUAUACUGCCUACUCACCUUAUGCUGCAUACUCUGCACCUUAUGUUGUGGUUUGA